Messenger RNA from Zingiber officinale, 1320 nucleotides. RefSeq names its product transcription factor RSL2-like. Lineage: Eukaryota; Viridiplantae; Streptophyta; Magnoliopsida; Zingiberales; Zingiberaceae. The transcript is spliced from 2 exons. The coding region runs from base 277 to 1155 and encodes 292 amino acids. Gene Ontology annotation, biological process: regulation of DNA-templated transcription. Gene Ontology annotation, molecular function: DNA-binding transcription factor activity; protein dimerization activity. The record is from RefSeq and is a predicted model, not a curated record.
UGCAUAAAUAAUGGCUCAUCACCUACUCAGAGGGCUCAUGUGCUGCCCAUUUCAGCAAGUUCUGUUGCAUGAACUGCCCCCCAAAUAUAUAAUUCACUUUUGAAUUCCACAGUGGUCCUAGAAAUGAAGGGCCAUCCCUUUGCCGGUCUAUAAAUUAAAGAAACUCUCAUCAGUCAUCACUUUGUAGCAGUCAUUGUAGAACAAAGAAGAGCUAGUUCCAAAUAGUAGAAGCCAAUCUCGCUGCGCUGAAGAAUUGACAAGCGUACGUGCGUCGAGAUGGAAAGUUUGAGCAGCACGAGAAAUCAGGCUUCUUUGUCAUCGACUAUAUGGAUUGAUCAUUACGAUAAGCUCAGGUUUGAUGAAGCUCUUCAAAGUUCCAGCUUAGAUCUCCAAGGGACUGAUCUGAUGUGCCAACCAAGCUCCAUCUUCGAAACGAUCGAAGAUGAAUCGAUCGAACCUUCUUUGAGUUUGAUGAGCAGCAUAACACCCCCAGAGUUGAGUACCUUCUUGCAGCAACAAACCUGCUUUCCCAGUCAAAGCUUUGGCGACAGUGAUGAAGGCCUCUCAGCUAUCUUUUCUAGCAGCAGAGUCACUCACAGAUUGUGCGACAGCGUGACGAUCUCUUCGGUGGAAUCCGCAAGCAAUAAUUCUUCUGAACUAUCCAAGUCAGGAAGGCCUGGUGCUAAAAGAAAACUCGAAGAUUAUGAGAAAACAGGAGGGUACCAAAUCAAUUUCAGCAAGAAUGAUCAAGGAGCGAGGAAACUGCAGAGAUCAGACAAGAGCAGUACUCCUACUCUAGUGCCCUGUAGCAUCAACUUCAGUCAGGAAAACUGCUACGAGAUCGACACCGAGGCUAUCGCGCAAGUGAAGGAGAUGAUCUACAGGGCCGCAGCUCUGAGGCCGAUUACCGGUAUUGGAGUGGAGGAACAAGGAGGCGAUCAGAGGCCAAAGAGGAAGAAUGUGAGGAUCUCGAGUGACCCACAGACAGUGGCAGCAAGGCACAGGAGGGAGAGAAUAAGUGAGAGGCUAAGGAUACUGCAAAACAUAGUCCCCGGAGGAAGCAAAAUGGACACGGCCACCAUGUUAGAUGAGGCCGCAAACUAUCUCAAGUUUCUCAAGUCUCAGAUCAAGGCCCUGGAAGCCCUGGGCAACUGAGCAAGCUUUCCCCGUGCAUGCAUGGCUCCUCCUGAUCCUGUAAGCUCUAAACUAAUGAUCUAAAUUUUACUUCUUUUUUUUAUCAUUAAUUGAAUCAAAGAGGGCAGCUAGCGCAGCGAGAAGUGGUUCUCCUUUUAAUUUGAUCGAUCUCUGUCACCUUUUCAA